AUGGCCAAUAAACCCGGGAAGCAAGAAGAUUGCGAGACAUAUGUUAAUCGCUCUAGUAACUGGAAAAACAUGUUAAGAAGUGAUCAAAAUUCAACAGUUCAAGGAUUUGAUACCGGCUUCAAUGGAUUUCUCCAGCCCAAGUACGAGAAUGGAAGCUGGGGCGAACGGGAUCCAGCAAUGAGCUCACCGACAAGUUCUCCUAACAGCUGUUUGUUCAAUGAUGCCAUAUACUUCACUGAUCGACUUUCAUUUCUACAUUUCUCCAAUCUCGUAAAUAUCGGAGACCAUCAAGCAUUUCCGCCUGUCUACCAAUUUCACUACACUGGGCGUCCUGGUUUGUCAACCCAGCGGGCUCGCGCGCAUAUAGACACGUCAUUCAAUGGCACUAUUUCGGGAAUACCAGGAGAUGAAGAUUCAGGGGCAAUGGGUUCUUUUGUCGUCUUCACGAUGCUCAGUAUCUGGCCGGUACUGGGAGAAGAUGUCUACCUUCUCAGCCCGCCUGCCUUCAGUGACAAUUGGAUUUCUCAUGACUUUUUCACCGAGGGUAGUGUUUUGGAAUUCACUUGA
Molecule: messenger RNA, 567 nt
Organism: Talaromyces proteolyticus
Lineage: Eukaryota; Fungi; Ascomycota; Eurotiomycetes; Eurotiales; Trichocomaceae
Product: glycosyl hydrolase family 92-domain-containing protein
Exons: 3
Coding region: 1-567 (188 amino acids)
Biological process (GO): protein quality control for misfolded or incompletely synthesized proteins; protein deglycosylation; glycoprotein catabolic process
Cellular component (GO): nucleus; cytosol
Molecular function (GO): peptide-N4-(N-acetyl-beta-glucosaminyl)asparagine amidase activity
Source: RefSeq, a predicted model, not a curated record